Lotus japonicus is the source of this 1229-nucleotide messenger RNA. RefSeq names its product probable BOI-related E3 ubiquitin-protein ligase 3. NCBI's taxonomy places the organism in Eukaryota, Viridiplantae, Streptophyta, Magnoliopsida, Fabales, Fabaceae. The transcript has 2 exons. Bases 189 to 935 code for a protein of 248 amino acids. The record is from RefSeq and is a predicted model, not a curated record. Gene Ontology annotation, molecular function: ubiquitin-protein transferase activity.
UUCCACACCCCUCACUCACUGCCACCACCUUAAACAACUCUCAUUCUUGCUUGCCCUCAUCUUCCUAGAAGUGACAAGAAGACACCUUUUCAUAAUACUAUGUGCAAGCAAAGAAAUUCUGGGUGAAGGAGAUUUUAUUAGAGGAAAAGUUGUUCACUCUUCUGAUUGUAGAUCUGAUCUUGAAAAACAUGGCAAUUGAAACUCAGUUGUAUCCCAGCAAUACAGGAUUUCCAUUUUGUGGAUCACAACAGCAAUUGGAUCCUGCUCUUGUUUUUCUUUCUACUCCCAAUGCCACCGAUAGAUAUAACAACAAUCAACCUUUAUCAAAUUCUUCUCAAAGAAUGACUAUUGAUUUUGAUGGACAGAGGGACCAGAUUGAUCAGUAUAUCAGAUCACAGAAUGAGAAAUUGAGAAUUUUGUUGCAAGAACAGAGAAAUCAACAAGUGUUCACGUUGCUGAAAACGAUGGAGUCAGAUGUGUCUUAUGUACUGAGCCAGAAGGAUGAACAAAUAGCUCAAGCAGCUAAGAAAAAGACUGAAUUAGAAGAGUUUUUGAUAAGAUUAGAGGCAGAGAAUCAAUUAUGGCGGAGAGUGGCUCAGGAAAACGAAGCAGUAGUCUUGUCACUGCACAACACCUUAGAACAAGUAAAAGAAAGAAAUCGGGGGCUGGUAGCAGAAGAUGCAGAGUCCUACUGUUGUGAUGAGAACAGAGGAAACAGGGUGAUGCAAGAAGGAACAGGGGAAACAGAGGAAAUAGGAAAAGAGACUACUGAACAGAUUACUAUGGUUUGCAAAUGCUGUCAUUCUCGAAGCUCGUGCUUUAUGUUCCUUCCUUGCAGGCAUCUUUGUUCAUGCAAAGCUUGUGAGCCUUUUCUCCAAGCCUGUCCUGUGUGCAAAAUGCCCAAGAAAACUAGCAUAGAAACUUUGAUUUUCUAGUCUCAUAUAUUGAGACAAGUAGAUAGAAAAUCUGUUGAUAAGAUAGCUAUAGGUCAUGAGCACGUUCAAUUUCAAUGGUUGUUAGCUAGGUUUUAUGCAUUUCAUUUUGCAAAAAUAUUUAUUCCCUUAGGUAUUUUAUCAGACGUUAAUUAUUGUUACAAUUUUUUUUAUCUCCAGCUUCAUUCGGUAGUAGUAUAUUUGAUGAAGAUGUGAUUACAAUCAAUGAUAAGAAGACAACAAUGCUGCCCAGCAAUACUUAUUUUAAAAUUUUCAGAUUAAACACUUCUUCCGUUA